CGCGCGGUGCCGUCUGGGAAAUGGUGUGACGCAGCCGCAGAUGUGGGAAGCUCCGUCCGACAUGUCUGUCCAGCGUUCGCCCUGAGUCCGAGAAGCCGCAGGGCUUGCGCGCUUCUCUGGGUCGUCACGCCCCAAAACACACAAACGGUUCCAGCCGUAAAUAAAAGGAUUGUGGCUUCACUUGAGGGUUUUGGAGAAGAUCCGUCUGGAGUUGGGGAACUCGGCGCCUUCUGCGCAUGCGCCGCCCUCGAGUUUGGGUGGAAGAGUUAGCCGUUAGCAUCCGAGCUAACGAGUGGAGUGUGUAAUGGCGGCCUCGGUGUUGCUGGGCUCCGCGGACAACACCGGACUCAAUUACGCGGUCGCAGGCGUCGGCGCUGGGGGGAACGGUCCAGCGGGCGGCAGCAGUGGACUCGGGCCGGCGAGCCCGGCGCCCUGGAACCGAUCUCUGGACCGGGCUUUGGACGAAGCCUCGGCCACCGGGUGCCUGAACCUCAGCGGCAGGAAACUGAAGGAGUUUCCCCGGAGCGCGUCCAACCACGACCUGACCGACACGACCAGAGCCGACUUGUCCCGGAACCGUCUCUCAGAACUUCCUUUGGAGGUGUGUCUCUUUGUGUCUCUGGAGAGCUUGAUCUUGUACCAGAACUGUCUGAGGUCACUGCCCGAGAGUCUCAUCAACCUGCAGAGCCUCACCUACCUGAACCUCAGUCGGAACCAGCUGUCCGUCCUCCCGGCGGUCCUCUUCAGUCUCCCCCUCAAGGUUUUGAUCGUCUGCAACAACAAACUGGUGGCGUUGCCUGAAGAAGUUGGACAUCUGAGACAGCUCACCGAGCUGGACGUCAGCUGCAAUGAGCUCCAGACGCUUCCUUCCCAGGUUGGCCAGCUGGAGGCGCUGAGGGACCUGAACAUCAGGAGAAACCACCUGGUGACCCUCCCCCCAGAACUGGCCGAGCUCCCGCUGGUGCGACUGGACUUCUCGUGCAACAAAGUCACGACCAUCCCGCUGUGUUUCCGCCGACUCACUCAGCUGCAGAUGAUCGUCCUGGACAACAACCCCCUCCAGACCCCGCCUGCACAGAUCUGCAUCAAAGGUAAAGUCCACAUAUUCAAGUAUCUGAACCUUGAGGCGAGCAAGACAACACCUGACCCACAGGACUACGACAGACGACCUCUGACCUUCUGCUCUGGUGUGGACGAGCUGUACCAAGGUCGCCCGUACGGGGCUCUGGACUCCGGCUUCAACAGUGUGGACAGUGGUGACAAGAGAUGGUCCGGUAAUGAGCCCACCGAGGAGCUGAGUGAGCUUCCCCUCCGUGUGGCAGAAGUCAGCCGUGACCACCCUCACAGACGAGAUGACGCUCGCGCUGCGGGAGGCGCCCUGUUGCCUAAUGGGACACAUUUAGAGGCGGAGCAAAUGGACUUCAUCGACAGCUGCACAGGUGAGGAAGAGGAGGACGAGGGCCGGAGCCGGUGUGGGCGAGAUCGAGCCAGUCUCAGUUCCCAGUUCAUGGCCUACAUCGAGAAACGCAUCAUCAAAGAGGGUUCGCCAGGAAAAGCAAGCUCAUCCAGAACUGAAGACACAAGAAGUCACAACAGGACUGUUGGGGACAGCGCUGCAGUGCCUCCUAGCUGUCAGACCCAGCGUGCUCCUGUGGUGAGUCCCGGCGGCGUGGAGAGGGUGAGGAGGGAAGCCCAGCUUGCUGCGCUGCGGUACGACGAGGAGCGCCAGAGGAGCCGCCCGCUGCAGAGAGACGCCAUCGGCCACGCCAAGAACAUCUGCCCUUCCAGGCCGUCGACACACACCGAUGACUCCGCCCUCUUCAUGCAGGGGGAGGAGCGAUCCCCGCUGUCUCCGACAGGUACGCUCAGACUGGAUACAGGCGUUCGCACGCCGCGCGCUCGCCCUCACUGCUCUGAUUCAUGGGCUCCAGCCAGUCCGUCGCCGUCGUAUCCUGUCUCAGGGGGUGUGGCCUCAUGUCGGACAGCCAACGUGAGAGCGGAGAAUUUUCUGUUCCGACUGAGCCAGAGGGAGGACAAGAGGAAAGCAGGGGACGCUGCAGCUCCACCUCACACUGACCAGGCCCCGCCUGCUGCGCCGCUGGCCGAGGAGGAUGCAGAGCUCGUGGAGCAGCUGAGAAACAAUAUCGAGACCCGACUCAAAGUGUCUCUGCCCAGCGACCUGGGCGCAGCUCUGACCGACGGUGUGGUGCUGUGUCACCUAGCCAAUCAUGUUCGACCACGCUCAGUCCCCAGUAUCCACGUCCCCUCCCCCGCUGUGCCUAAACUCACCAUGGCCAAAUGUCGGCGAAAUGUGGAGAACUUUUUGGAGGCGUGUCGCCGGAUCGGAGUCCCGCAGUUUGUUUUCAGUUGCCCCUCUGUUGUCAUGGUUACGCUUGAUUUCUACCUUUGUUUAUUUCCCCUCAUGUUUGAUCCGUGUUUUUGUUGCCACCCUUCCCGCCAUGUUCACCUGCUGUGUCACAGACUCACCUGUGUCUCCCGCUGCACAUCCUGGAGGAGCAAGGGCUCCCCCAGGUGGCGGCCACGAUCAGCGCCCUGCUGGAACUUGCACCUCCACGGCACUCCUCCACAUCGGGACCCACGGUGGCCAUGUGACCUCAGCACCUCCCGACGGCCCGGCCGGGGUUUUAGCAGACGAACAAAGCAGAGCUACACUGUGCGAGCGCUGGCGUGUGUAGCGGCGUGACAGACAACUCUAAGCCUUUAGGAGAAACGUUGAUGUGUUGCUUUUACCUGUGUUUGAUAUGAGUGGAUGCUGGACACUCAGAGGCAGCUCCGCUCUGGAUCGUGGGCUGCCGCACCACGCUUUCCGCCAAGUCACAAACUCACUGUUACUUUUUACUUGGUAUUUAUUGAAACUUUUUAUCGUGACAUUUGCUCCCUCUUUUUAUCACCAACAACUCGACCCAAAAACACUGACCUGCAGAGCUGAAGCAGACGCUUGUUAACGCCAUUUGCCAAUACCUCGCUUGAAUUCCAGACACUACGUAGUGCGCUGCUCACGGCAAACUGAACUUCCUUUAGUCAUCAGCAUCAGGGAAUGAUCUGUGACCAUGAAUGCUAAUGUCUGUGUGUGUGUGUGUUUACCUCGUGUAGUAUAAGCAAGGGACACUUGUGCUUCUUGUUUUGUGAUGAGAGCUAGCGGCAGCGCAAGCUAGCCAAGUGAUUCUUUAGGGAAAUAAGGACGUUGUUGGUGUUAGACUUCAUCCAGGCAUCAAAAACAUGAGCGGCUCGAGGAAAGUACACAUUCAAGGUGUGUGAGCGUCCUGGUGACACGAGUCCCCUUCAGCUCUCGAGAUUUUAUCGGGUCACUGGUCACAAUUGAGACGUCAUCAAACAUGCUUUUUUGGUUUUUCACCUCGUUCUUGUUUGUUUUGAUUUGUCCUCCUGGCUGUCGUGUUCUGGGAUGCCAUGAAUGACUUGUGGGGUAGGUGGCGCAGAUGUACAAAAAUGCUCUGUAAAUAUUUACCUGUAUAAAUAUUUUAUACUGCGCACACACACACACACACACACAUAUAUAUAUAGAUAUGUGUGUGUGGGUAGGAGGGAACACGACCACAAGCAGCAUCAUGUAAGGGACUGGCCCAGCAACAGAUGGACCCAGGUGGGAUGCUGGCGAUGAUGCGCUCCAACUUCAGCGAUGGGAGCGCUGAAAAGGACAUUCCACACGUUUGGAAAAAAGUUUUUCCACCCUGUUGUAUUUUUUUUUUUUUGAUUCAUUGUAUAAAAGAUCUGACCACCUUUGUACAAACGUUUCUUUAAUAAAUAUCUCUUCUUGAGGCGAGUGAUUGGCGCGUGCUGCGUGGGUGGACGGGACCUUGGCUCAGGGUCUCAAACCUUCUGACGGCUCCUGUCACACACAGACCGCACGGGGUUUUCUCGUCUUGCCAGCAGGACCUGGCGGUGUGCCGGGUUUCACCAAC
This is a messenger RNA of Synchiropus splendidus (mandarinfish), 3941 nucleotides long. It is a transcript of the gene lrch3, whose product is annotated as leucine-rich repeats and calponin homology (CH) domain containing 3. The record is from RefSeq and is a predicted model, not a curated record. Gene Ontology annotation, molecular function: protein binding. NCBI's taxonomy places the organism in Eukaryota, Metazoa, Chordata, Actinopteri, Syngnathiformes, Callionymidae. The coding region runs from base 305 to 2704 and encodes 799 amino acids. The transcript has 18 exons.